AUGCCUCGCCGCUUGAAGACUACUUGGGCCAUGCUCAACCCUUCCUCCUCCGCUCCUCGCUCCCUGACGACGCGGCCUCCCCCGCCAUCGUCUGACGAUUCGGAAUGCUCCUCCUCCCCACCUCGCUCGCCGCCGCCGCCACCUCCCCUGCCGUCGUCCAACUCAUCGGACCUCGAGGUCAACCUCGAGGACGAUCCAGAUCGGGAGAGCGAUUCGGAAGAGGAGGAUUUGGCGAUGGCUCAGCAGGGGCCAUGGUCGGAGGAGGUUGCCGUCCUCAACUCCUUGGAGACGGCACGGCACACUCUAGAGAUCUCCGCCAUAGAAGCGGAGCACGCCACCCGGAGGAAGGAUCAUCGAGUGGCGAUGGAGCUGGAAUGCCGCCGGCGUGUGGCUGCAAGGAAAGAACGGGAGGAGGCGGCGGUGGAGAAGGAGCGGAAGGGGCAGACGAACUAG
This is a messenger RNA of Setaria italica (foxtail millet), 453 nucleotides long. RefSeq names its product 28 kDa heat- and acid-stable phosphoprotein homolog. The coding region runs from base 1 to 453 and encodes 150 amino acids. The transcript is spliced from 2 exons. Lineage: Eukaryota; Viridiplantae; Streptophyta; Magnoliopsida; Poales; Poaceae. The record is from RefSeq and is a predicted model, not a curated record.